This is a messenger RNA of Numida meleagris (helmeted guineafowl), 6869 nucleotides long. It is a transcript of the gene ITSN2, whose product is annotated as intersectin 2. NCBI's taxonomy places the organism in Eukaryota, Metazoa, Chordata, Aves, Galliformes, Numididae. Gene Ontology annotation, biological process: clathrin-dependent synaptic vesicle endocytosis; endosomal transport; positive regulation of Rho protein signal transduction. The coding region runs from base 157 to 3879 and encodes 1240 amino acids. The record is from RefSeq and is a predicted model, not a curated record. The transcript is spliced from 29 exons. Gene Ontology annotation, cellular component: clathrin-coated pit; cytoplasm; intracellular vesicle. Gene Ontology annotation, molecular function: molecular adaptor activity; guanyl-nucleotide exchange factor activity; calcium ion binding.
CCCUCAGCCCGCGCCCGCCACCUCCCCUCACAGCGGGCGGCCCCCGCCCCCGCCGCCAUGUUGUGGGGCGGCAGAGGAGGAGGCGGCGCGGCGCAGAGCGGGCGCUCCCGGGCGGCGCAACAGAUGGCUGAGAGCUAGCAAGGCACAUCCGAGACCAUGAUGGCUCAGUUUCCCACAGCUGUUAAUGGAGGGCCGAACAUAUGGGCCAUCACCGCGGAAGAGCGGGCCAAGCACGACAAGCAGUUUGAUAGCCUUAAGCCCACGGGAGGCUACAUUACAGGUGAUCAAGCACGUACCUUUUUCUUGCAAUCAGGUCUACCGUCUUCGGUCCUCGCUGACAUAUGGGCACUGUCAGACUUGAACAAAGAUGGAAAAAUGGAUCAACAGGAGUUCUCUAUAGCCAUGAAGCUCAUCAAGCUGAAAUUACAAGGACAGCACUUGCCUAUGGUUCUCCCUCCUGUCAUGAAACAAACUCCAGUACUUUCACCUCUAAUGUCGGCUCGCUUUGGAAUGGGUAGUAUGCCAAAUUUGUCCAUGCCAACAUCCAUGUCUACGAUCACACCAUUAGCUCCAAUGUCUCUGACCUCAAUGACGUCCAUUCCUCCUUUGGUUAUUUCUGCUCCCCUGGUGCCUUCUGUCAGUACCUCAUCAUUGCCAAAUGGAACAUCCAGCCUUCUGCAGCCUUUGGCCAUGCCUUUCUCUUCAAUGCAGCCUCAUACUGGUUCCUUAGGUCCCGUGGCAGGAGGGUUUGGUGGUUCUAAUAUGCAGAAGGCACAGUCACUGAUCGAUUUAGGAUCUAGCAGUUCAAACUCUUCCUCCAGUGCUUCGCUAGCUGGGAAUUCACCAAAGAUUGCACCCUCAGACUGGGCAGUUCCUCAGGCGUCCAGAUUAAAAUACAGACAGAAAUUUAACAGUCUUGAUAAAAGUAUGAGUGGAUAUUUAUCGGGAUUUCAAGCAAGGAAUGCCCUUCUGCAAUCAAACCUUUCACAGACUCAGCUGGCUACUAUUUGGUCACUAGCUGAUAUUGAUGGAGAUGGACAGCUGAAAGCAGAUGAGUUUGUGUUAGCCAUGCACCUAACUGAUAUGGCCAAAGCUGGGCAACCUCUGCCACUAACUCUGCCUCUUGAACUGGUACCACCUUCCUUCAGGAGUGGAAAAUACACUGAAAAUAUUAAUGGAACUCUGCCAUCUUACCAGCCUGUGCAAGAGGAGGAGCCACAGAAAAAACAGCCAGUGACGUUUGAGGACAAAAGAAAAGCAAACUAUGAGAGAGGAAAUGUGGAGCUGGAAAAACGCCGUCAAGUCCUGCUGGAACAGCAGCAGAGAGAGGCAGAACGUAAGGCUCAGAAAGAAAGAGAAGAACAAGAACGAAGAGAGAGGGAACGUCAGGAGCAGGAACGGAAAAAACAACUUGAAAUGGAAAGGCAGCUGGAGAGACAACGAGAGCUGGAAAGACAAAGGGAGGAAGAAAGGAGGAAAGAAAUAGAAAGGCGGGAGGCAGCAAAGCAAGAACUCGAGCGCCAGCGACGUUUGGAAUGGGAGAGAAUUCGUCGCCAAGAACUUCUUAAUCAGCGUAACAGGGAACAAGAAGAAAUUAUCAAGCUGACCUCUAAGAAGAAGAGCCUUAAUCUUGAAUUAGAAGCUCUGACGGACAAACAUCAGCAAAUCUCAGGCAGACUGCAAGAUAUUCGGAGCAAAAAGCAGAUUCGGAAGACUGAGCUGGAGGCUCUAGAUAGAAAAUGUGACCAAGGAAUUAUGGAAGUCAAGCAACUACAACAGGAACUUCAGGAGUAUCAGAAUAAGCUGACCUACUUAGUUCCUGAAAAGCAAUUGUUAAGUGAAAGAAUUAAAAACGUUCAACUGGACAGCACUCAAAAUGCAGGAAUCGCGUCAGUGCACAAGAAGUCUCUAGAAAAGGAAGAAUUAUGCCAAAGACUUAAGGAACAGUUAGAUGCCCUUGAGAAAGAAACUGCUUCUAAACUUGCUGAAAUGGAUGCGUUUAACGCUCAGCUCAAGGACCUGAGAGAAAGUUACAGCACGCAGCAGUUAGCCUUGGAGCAGCUCCAUAAGAUCAAACAGAACAAAAUAAGAGAGGUAGAAAAAAGAAGAGCUGAACUUGCCCAGAAAAAGCGGCUGGAAGAUGAGGCUGCAAGGAAAGCAAAACGGGAGAAGGAGAACAGAUGGCAGGAAAAUAUCCGAAGGGAAGAGGAGGAGAAAAAGAAGCGAUUAGAGGAAGAAAGAAUGCAGGAAAAAGCUCAGGAAAAGCUUCAUGAAGAGGAGGAGAAAAAUAGGCAAGCUGGGAUCUUGAGGGAAACAGAGCAACGGCAGAGGCAGCUGGAAGAAGAGAAAAGAAAGCAAGAACAAAUUGCAAGAGAAGCUGAGGAAAGGCGUAAGCAGAAUGAAGAAGUAAAGAAGAUAAAAGAAGUCACCAACUCUCAGGAGACAGAGAAACGCGCUUCGAAAUUAAACAUAAGCGAAAAGUUUGCGGAUCUGUUGAAACCAACAGAGGGUAAAAGUCUUAAGCCGCCCUGGACAAAUGAAGGCAACACCAUUAAUGCUUCAGAAUCCAGGAAGUCCGCUGCCUUUGUAAAUUACAGAGCUUUGUAUCCAUUUGAAGCGAGGAAUCACGAUGAGAUGAGCUUUAAUGCUGGAGAUAUAAUUCAGGUUGAUGAAAAAAAUGUCGGAGAGCCUGGCUGGCUUUACGGGAGCUUCCAAGGACGCAUCGGUUGGUUUCCAUGCAAUUACGUGGAAAGAAUACCAGAAGGAGAAAAAGUUUUAUCUCCUAAGAAGGCCUUACUUCCUCCGACAGUAUCUUUAUCUGCUACCUCAGCUGCUUCAGAACCACUUUCACCAAGUAAAUCCGCAGAAGAAUCAGAUUACCAGAACAUGCAUUUCUCUAGCCUGAACGUUAAUGCAGCGUGGCAACAGAAAUCAGCUUUUACCCGCACUGUGUCCCCUGGCUCCGUGUCUCCCAUUCAUGGACAGGGGCAGCCUGUUGAGAACUUGAAAGCACAAGCACUUUGCUCUUGGACUGCAAAAAAAGAUAACCACUUGAAUUUCUCAAAAAAUGAUAUCAUCUCUGUCCUGGAGCAGCAGGAAAACUGGUGGUUUGGGGAGGUGCAUGGAGGAAGGGGCUGGUUUCCAAAGUCUUAUGUCAAGCUCUUACCUGGAAGUGAAAAGAAAGAGGAGCCAGAAGCUAUUUAUGCAGCAGUAAAGAAAAAGCCCAGUGCACAGCCCUACCCAGCAGGAGAAGAGUACGUUGCGCUGUAUUCGUAUUCGAGCUCUGAGCCCGGUGACUUGACUUUCACCGAAGGUGAGGAAAUCCUGGUGACCCUGAAGGAAGGGGAAUGGUGGACAGGGAGCAUUGAUGACAGAACUGGGAUCUUCCCCUCCAAUUAUGUCAGACCAAAGGAUCAAGAAGGUUCUGGUAUUGCUGGCAAAACUGGAACAAUAAAUAAGAAGCCUGAAAUUGCUCAGGUUACUACUGCUUAUGCUGCAUCAGGAAGUGAACAGCUUAGUCUUGCUCCCGGGCAGCUCAUACUUAUCCUGAAGAAAAACGCUAGCGGAUGGUGGCAAGGAGAGCUGCAGGCGAGAGGGAAAAAGAGGCAGAAAGGAUGGUUCCCUGCCAGCCAUGUGAAAUUACUGGGUCCAAGCAGUGAGCGAACCACAUCUGCUGCUCCCUCAGUGUGUCAAGUAAUAGCAAUGUAUGAUUACAUGGCAAACAAUGAAGACGAGCUCAGCUUCUCCAAAGGGCAGCUUAUUAACGUGCUGAGCAAAGAUGAUGCUGACUGGUGGCAAGGAGAAAUCAGUGGUGUGACAGGUCUCUUCCCUUCCAACUACGUGAAGAUGACCACAGAUUCUGAUCCAAGUCAGCAGUGACCCAAUGUUGUCUUCCAGUGUGAAAGCACCCAGAGACCCACUAUCCGAGUUUGACUGUAGCGUGGAGGCAGGGUGGCCAGCCCCGCUCACGUAUCUCUGAAACAAUCCUUUUGCUUCGCUUGAAUGCUAGAUCAAGAGAUUCGGUUUCCGUGGGUUUUCUUAUCAUCUACAGUUACCGUUGCCUUGUAAAAGACAGGAUAGUGGGUCUUUGUGUGGCUUUCACUGCUGCUCAUUCUCGUUUCCUUUAGCAUUUUUCUUUGGCGUUGAUAAUCCUCGAUCAUUAGCAUGCAUAUCCAGCUAUCGUUUGCAUGGUGGGAUUGCAGGCACACAAAGACCCACUAUUUGCACAGUGUAUCUGAGCUGUUUUGAAUGGGGACUUGUGGUUUUUUUUUUUAAUGUUGUAAUGUACAUACGUUGCAGAAUUAAAAUGUUUGCCGAUUGCUGUUUUAAUUUACUUGAUCUAAUCUCCUGCAUAUUGAGCUUUUAAAACUGACGGCCUGUAGGGCUCACCCAGAGAACAAACCCUCCCUGUUUCAGCUGCUGGUGGUCGCUGUGAUACGAAUAUGCCGCACGAUCCACGACGUAGAUCUGUUAGGUCUGGGGCAGUCGUCUCUCUAAUAUCAAGGAGAGAAAUAUAAAGCAUAGGAUGGAAGAUGCGUAUAUCUAUAUUUUUUUUCUUCCUUCCCAGUAGCCCUAUAGCAGGGAUUCAGGUUGUUUUGGCUCAAUAUGCCCUCUCCCAAUCCAAGGUCCUUGAAGUAUUUUACUCUGACAGCUCCUUGAUGCUCUCAGUUUCAAUCAGCAGCGGAUCUGUAGCGGUUAGUGCACUAAGUACCUCCACAGCCUCUGUGCUCCCAGCCCCCCCUGCCUCACGCACAGGCAGCCCUGGCAAAGAGGUGCUGGCAGAAAAGGAACACUAAAAGACACCUGGAGCUGAAGGCAGAGAAUGUGGGUUUAAGGUGGAGGGCACAGUUCCGGUGUUGGUGUGUGGGAGGGAAGGAGCAGAACCUGAGGGCUGCAAGCUCGAUGCCCCUCUGGGUGCAAGGAGCCAGCAGCAGCGGGCUGCUCGGCUGAGGAAGGAGUUGUGUGAUCCCGUAGGAGCGGGAGAGACCUGGGUAAUUUAAUUCAUCUGUUGAAUUGAGUUGGUUUCUGAACUCGGUCACGAAACAGCAAAGGUCGCUUGUGCAAUCAGAAAUGUUUACAGACCAGCCUGUGUUUACCAUGCGUGCAUAUCUGUGAAUGCUGUGGAGGUACGAUCAGGAGGAGGUCGGGUCGAGCUGCAGAGAUUUAACGGCCUUCCUCCAGCACCUCUGUAGAAAGAGUGGAAUGUAAUUAUUUAAUAUGCUUUAUCAAAUAAUGUAAAUGUGCCCUUUGGGUCAGAGGCUUAUCUUUUGUGCAAUAUAGACCACAGCAAUGUGCCUACAGAAAACUACGGAUGGCUUUUUACUCUGGAUGUAUUUUGUCUAAACCAGUAUUUUGCUAUGGAAUGAGGCAGUGUUGCUGUAGGCAAAUGACGUGCUCAGCAGUUUCUCCAGUGUUCUGGCUGACUUGAUUUCCUUUUGAAGCCACAUUUUUCAGUAUUUCUGCGAAAAGAUGGUGAGUGGCAUCAAGCAGUCCCUCCCUGUGGCCUGAUAAUCAGGUGAUCUUAAAUUGCCCCCUGUCCAUGAGGCGCUGCUCGCCUGUGGGAUUGGAGCUCAGCUGACUUCCCAGCAUUCAGUACCAAACUGCUGCUAAUGCAGGGAAAGAAGGGAAAGCAACUUCUCACCCCAAAUGGAGUGAUGCAGGAAGAGCAGCAUCGUGGCAUUGGGUGGAAGCAGCUGGCCUCCCAGCCGUUCUUGGGCGUACGGUUGGGGUUCAUGAGGACUGUCUGACACAAGCAGCCUUAUGUUAGGGUACGUAGGUGGGGGUGGUAAUAAUGACUGAUGAGCAUUGUGAGGAAGCACUGGGGGCUUUCACAGUUUCUCCUGAUGUUUCACCAUUACCUGAGUACGCCCCAAAUCUUCUAACUAAUAAUAAUAGUAGCAGGCUUUACUGACGCUGAUGGCAAAAACCACAGCCCCUGCCCUUGUGCACAUCAGGCACAGUCGCCCGAGAGCGCUCUCUGCUCUCCCGUUGCGUGCUGGUGCAAAGGAGCUGUACAAAUGUUGUAUCAGGUUAUCAAUAGGAGAGGCUGUGCUGGGGCUGCGUUUAAGGCUGGAUUUUAACCCGAGGGUGUAGCAAUAGAAGCUGGAUUUAAAGCAGAUCUUCUUUUGUUUGAAAAAUGUUCAGUUUCUCUCUGAUUUUUGUAUAAUCUGCUCUUACAUGGAUGAGCAUCCCUAGAGUUAGGUUCAGCUGUCGUCCCAGCCAGCCGAGUAGAACGGAGGCUGAAGUCUUGAUCCCGUAUUUGGGGGAAGAAUGUCGGUCUCGGAGAAGCUGAGGACAGGGUGAACUUGAGGGAUACCAGCUGAACUUCCCAUCCCCUCCCCGGCCCUGAGAGCCCAAAUGCUUCUCAGAGCAACGAGGUGUUAACAAUUAAAUCUGAAGCCAUCCGGGAGAGCAAAACACGGCAUUGCCUGCAGCGCGGUACUUGCUUAGUACUGUUUUCUAUGAGAAUGGGGCCCUUGUGUCACUGGGUGUCCUACCAGCCCGUAUUUAUCCAUCCCAGCGCUUUGUCACGUUGUAUCCCUGUGUGGUGUUUGAGUGGGGUUCACUGCCUGUGCAUCGAUCUGCUCCUAGGAACGCGGGCAAACUGUGCCCUGCAGUGGCAUUGGGAGCUGCUGUGGGGCAACGCUGCUUCCAUGUAACGAACCAAUAAACUGCUGCUGAACGGUGUGUGCUGCCUUAAAAUAUCUUCUGUUGUUCUCUUCAAGCUGGAGUAUUAACGUGUGAGGGUGACUGUUUGGACAUGCAAAUGCAGGCUGUGCUUAGCAUGAGGCAAUUGUUCAUCUUUGGGUUGAAACGAAGUUGUAAGAUAACUAUGCAAAUGUACUUUAUUAAAGGGACGCAUAAAAGGA